UCCCGAUUCUGACAUAGAGGAAGGGAAUGACAUUAAUCCUCUUCGAAUGGAACCACCCAAGGAAGCUUGGGCUGAUAUAGAAGUUCGUAAUGCUACCUCCAAAUAUUCCGACUUCAAUUUAGCUUUGGCGUGCAUUACGAACUUGAGUCAUCCUGCUACACGCAAACUGUUUGAUAUUCGACCUUGUUAUGAAGGAGAUGCUGUUUGUGACUCUCCCUCAACGGGAGAGUGUGUUUGUUUUACUUAUGUGUACUACUGUACUUUUUUAAAAUUGGGAGUCUGCCUGCCGUUUACUGACUUCCAAUGUGAGAUUCUUAAUACGCUCAACGUUGCACCAACCCAAUUACAUCCAAAUUGUUGGGGCUUUAUUAGGGCAUUCGAAAUCCUAUGCGGUGGUUUAGGUCUUCCUCUCUCGACCUAUUCCUUUUUUUCUUGCUUCCAAGCUAAAAGUAUUAAGAGAAAUUCUUGGAUUUAUAUGGCAAACAAAGCUAAACACACUCUCAUUACUCCCCUCACCUCGUCUUGGAAAAACUUUAAAAAUGACUUCCUUCGUGUUUCUCCUAGUCCUACCUCCCCACUAUGGUAUGAUGACUCUGGAGUUCCCUUUUUUCCUUUUCAUUGGACCAAAAGACCAGUGACCAAACCUGACCUUCGUAGCUUACCUCACUCAGUCGAUGACAUGAAAGCUAUUGCAAAGUUACGUACGAUGCAAACGGUGACCGUAGCUGAGUUACUUCUUUAUGAGAACAACGCUGCUCAACUAUCUACAUAUUUACGAUCCAAAGAAAUGGUGAUGACUAAUGAGGAGCGCGCUCGAAUUUGGGACCAAGUUGAUGAAGAGGUUCGAGGUCCACAACUAGAUGCACACAAGGACCAAAGUGCCUCCAUUCCGGCUGGUAGUACUAGUCCUACUUCUCCUCGGAAGAAAAAGUCGAAGAGGAAGAACAUUGCUAGAAAUGAGAUAGUUUUGGCAGCUCCCCCAGCUCAUGUGAGCCCUCGGCCUGCUCCUCGGAUUCCUAUUCGCACCUGCGCCUCCUCUCUUCCAGCAAAUAAUUGGCGUGCUAAGCUGGCCAUUGAUGAUCGCGGUGGCGAAUCCGAAUCUGCUUGGGAUGUGCAUUUCUCCGGUGAGGGAGUUACAUCACAGUAUACCACCUCUUCUGAUGUACAGGUAAUUAAAGAGCUUGGCUUUGAACAAACCUUGGAGGCUAUGAGGACCUAUAAUUUAUGGUCAGCUUCCCUUGCUACUGAGACCUGCAAGACUCUCAGGGAGGAGCGCACUCGCUACUUAGAAAAUCUUCGUACAAAGACUGGUGAAAUUGACACCUUGAAGGCGUCACUAAAAACUGUUGAGGAUGAGCUCGAAACAUCGCAUGCAAAGUUCUCGGAGUUGGAGUCAAAAAUGAAGUCCCUUAAAGUAUCAUAUGAAAGAAAAGACAAGAAGCUUGAAGAUAAUGCCAAAGAGCUUGAGAAAAAUAACAAAGAGAUUGAGAAAAAGGAUAAGUGUAUUCAUGUUCUAGAGAGGUCCUCCGUUGAAGAGUUCGAGCUUGGGUUUGCGCGAGCUCUUGAGCAGGUUGAGAUUCUUCAUCCCGGACUUGAUACCCGCGGAGCAAAUUCGAGAUUUGUGGUUGAAAAUGGUCGGAUUGUGAAUCCAAAGGCUAGAUCUACUUUUGGUGUUGUGACUGGCCACCGAUCUACUUAG
Messenger RNA from Trifolium pratense (red clover), 1699 nucleotides. RefSeq lists its product as uncharacterized. The transcript is spliced from 2 exons. The record is from RefSeq and is a predicted model, not a curated record. Lineage: Eukaryota; Viridiplantae; Streptophyta; Magnoliopsida; Fabales; Fabaceae. The coding region runs from base 47 to 1699 and encodes 550 amino acids.